AUGGACCCCAUUAGCGUUGGCAUGUCCAGCUUCGGGCUGAUGUCUGGAAUGUCUGGCCUGACAGCGGCAGCCACAGCAUCUGCUUCCACCACAGUGCAACAGCGUUUGCAAACAAUGCUGUGGAGGAGGCCCAACCUCCAACAUGGUACAGUGCUGGGGCAUGGCUCGUUUGGCCGGGUGGCAUUGCACAAAGAAGGUGCUGCAUGUUUUGCUUUGAAAAGCAUUCCGCACCGCCUGCUGCAAAGCCGCAACAUGGAAAAGGCUUUGCGCAUUGAGCGCGAAGCGCUGGCCCUUGGGACGUGGGGCAACGAAAAAGAUAUCAAAUUCCAUGCUGCUUGUGUUGCAGAAGCUGUUGCUUUCAUCCAUGAACGCCGGGUCACGCACAGGGACAUCAAGCCACCAAACUUUUUGUUAGACGCGCAGGGCCACUGCAAACUGGCAGCUCGGCGCUGCGAAGAUUGGCGGCGGCCAAGCACGGACUUGUGCCGGAACUCCACAGUACCGUGCUCCUGA
Molecule: messenger RNA, 513 nt
Organism: Cladocopium goreaui
Lineage: Eukaryota; Dinophyceae; Suessiales; Symbiodiniaceae
Source: the annotation of a GenBank genome assembly